ACAGUUGAUGGACAGCUGAACUUUUGAUUACGUUUUAGGUAUCCGCCAUUUUGAUUUGCAAAUCUGACAGAUAUUUGUGUUGCCUGCCUGCUGAAGUGUAAUUUGGACAUUGUCAACACACCAUAGAUCAGCUUCGCCGCUCGGCAGGCUAAGCUCCGUGUAACGGCAGUGUUGAUGACAUUGCAACCGGUAGCAUCUUCAAGCUAACAACGCAGUCAUGAACAGCCAGCUAUGGGCCUCUGGAUGACCUGACAGCCCGAGUCUCCGUUCAGCUUGUAGAUGACGAUGGACAAUAUGAUGGAUACAAGGUUGAAUGAAGUGGUUGUGUUUAUGUCUACAUUGUGCGAAUUUGCUGAUGCUGAUAGAUGUCCACGCCAUGCAAUGUGAAUGAGGCGAAUAGCUGUUUAGCAACCUCUGUCUGGGGAUACUACUCUUUGUCCAAAUCUAAGUGUAUGUGCCAGUGACGUCAGCCAUGUUUUGGAAGUUUGACUUACACACAUCUUCUCACCUGGAGGCAUUACUCGACAAGGAGGAUGUCACUCUCAGUGAGCUCAUGGACGAGGAAGAUGUGUUGCAGGAGUGCAAGGCCCAGAACAGGAGACUUCUCCUGUUCAUGUGCCAGGACCAGUGCAUGCAGGAUUUGGUCCGUAUGAUUACUACAGAGCCCCCUGCUGGUGUAGAGGAGAUGAAGCGCUUCAAGUAUCCAAAUAUAGCAUGUGAGCUAUUGACAUCUGAUGUGGGUGUGAUCAAUGAUAAGCUGGGUAAUGAGGAGCCUCUGCUGGAAACUCUGUAUGCCUUCCUGGAGCAGCCGUCCCCACUCAACCCCCUCCUGGCAUCUUUCUUCAGCAAGACAAUUGGGAACCUCAUCACGAGGAAGACUGAGCAGGUGAUUAGUUUCCUGCGACGGAAAGAGGGAUUUCUUUCCUUGGUCCUGAAGCACAUUGAUACAUCAGCCAUGAUGGAUGUCCUCCUAAGACUUAUCAGCUGUGUAGAGCCACCCCCUCUGCGAUUCGAGACACUUAUUUGGCUGAAUGAAGAGAAGCUAGCUCAGAGACUCAUAGAGCUCAUUCACCCAGAGAGAGAUGAUGAGAGGCAGUCCAAUGCAUCUCAAACUUUGUGCGACAUCAUUCGUCUGAGCAGAGACCAGGCUAAUCAGCUCCAAGAGAUUUCACAGCCUGACCCUUUGCUGACUGUGCUGGAGUCGCAGGUGUGUGUGGAGCAGUUGCUGCAGAAUAUGUUCACAGCAGAGAGUACUGAGGGCUGUAUCGUCAAUGGAAUUCAAGUUCUUCUAACAUUACUGGAAAUCAGGAGGCCUGUGGUGGAUGGUGUUAUGGAUGCUCAGGGGUUUGAGAGAAGCUACACUGUUAACAGCAGUAUUUUGUUGGCCAUCCAACCACACCUGAAACACUUCCACCAGCUACUUCUGGAGCCACCCAAGCGAACUCCCAUGCUGACCACUCUGGGUGUGCUGGAGGAACCAUUAGGGAACACACGUCUGCACGUAGCUAGACUGGUGGCCUCUCUGCUGUAUACCAGCUCUGCAAGCCACGCGGUCGUAGCACAGGAACUCUGCCGACUCAAUACAUUGGACCUGCUUCUGGACUUGUUUUUCAAGUAUACAUGGAACAACUUCCUGCACCUCCAAGUGGAGCUUUGUGUUGCUGCCAUCCUCCGGCCCUGUGCCCACGAAAUGAGACUUCAGCCUGGCUUGGGAUCCCAGGAAAAGUUCCAACCUCAUCAGGAUGUUUCACAAGAGCAGGCUUUGACUGAUACACCUUCUGAACCUCCAGCCACCCCUGAAAACUCUGCACACAAUCUAAUGGUGACUCAUUUGUUUCAGCACUGCCACCUUGUGCAGAGGAUUCUGGAGGCUUGGGAAGAGAACGAUAAAAUACAGUCUGAAGGUGGUAUGAGAAGAGGGUACAUGGGACAUCUGACCAGGAUUGCCAACACAGUAGUCCACAAUCUGGAGAAGGGCCCAGUUCACACACAGAUUAGCAGCCUCAUCACAGAGCUGCCGGAGGACUACAGAGGGCGCUGGGAAACCUUUGUGGACCAGACCCUGUCGGAAACUAAUAGGAAGAACACCAUAGACCUGGUUGGCACUGGAAACCCACGGCCUUCUUCAGAGGAUGAUAUGGAGAGCCCCUUCCCUAAAGAACUGACACUACAGCAGGCUUUUUCAGACUAUCAGAUCCAGCAGAUGACAGCUAACUUUGUGGAUCAGUUUGGCUUCAAUGAUGAGGAGUUUACCGAUCAUGACGACAGCAUUGGAGCAACGUUUGACCGGAUUGCAGAAAUCAAUAUCAAUAUCGACGCAGGCCAGGAGUCUGCUAAUACAGCUGUGUUUGAGUCCUGCUCCAAGGAGAGAAUUCAGCCCUUUGAUGAUGAUGAAGAGGACAUUUGGGAGGAGAAAGGGAUCAACUUUGCAACACAAACCAAGUCCCGUAACAGGUUUGGUGGGUCACGCUCAUCUCAGGGCCCAGCAGCCAGUAAAGAUUGUGAGAGGACGGCAGCGUCUGGCACCGAGGCCUCUGACAGAGCAGCAGGCUCAGACUCUGAGGAGGAGGAUGGCCCUAAAGAUGACCUGGAUCCCUUCUCUAGCUUGGCAACUGAGACAACAAAGAACACCGGCUGGGUAGCAGACUUUGGGGAGGUAAACUCAAAGGCUCCUGCAGCGGGAGUGGGCUUCUCUGCUUGGGACACUCCAGACUCCAAACCAGCUGCCACCGAGGGAGAGGAGAAAGGAUGGGCCAAGUUCACUGACUUCCAGCCUUUCUGUUGCUCUGAAACAGGCCCCAGAUGCAGCUCUCCUGUGGACUCUGAGCUCAGCGGUUCAGGCAACACUAAACCAAACCAGAACCCAUGUGUAUGGAGUGUGUGUGUGGCGAGGAAAGCUCCACUAGUGGCAUCGGACAGCUCUUCCUCCAGCAACUCUGACAGCGAAGACGAAGAAGGCAAGAAAGCGUCUGCAACCAGCGAGACCGUCACCACAGAGACCAUCACCACGGGCGCUGGCCAGGAGACAAUUCGGCUCAUGGUGGACACCAAAAAUGAAAGGGCAGUCUUCAGCAGCGAAGCAGAUAAGGUGCCACUGGAGGGACUCUCGAUCAAAGACAAGGGGAAAGGUGAUGAGAAAGAAAGUGGAAAGGGAGAGAAACAAGGAGACUGUCCCAACCCAACUACCGCCGGUCCAAUCAACCCGUCAGCUGCUGUCACACAGUAAGUGUGAAGAGACGCAGCCCUCUGCUAAUGGACCGGCCUAACUAUUCAACACACACACACACACACACACAAUCACUUACACACACACAUGCUUCAUAACUGUCCAUUCAACACUCAGCAAUGCCACCUUUGCUUCCUGUUAGCAGCCUUCCAAUGGCCCUUUUUGUGUCUGGAGAGUGGUAGACGCUCAGUGUGGAGGUCAAACAGCCCUUACAGUGUGUAUGCUCAUAUAACACAUAUUCCCUCAAAAAGAACAUUGAUCUAUCCUGUACCUUCAUGAUAUCAUUUUACCUGAACCACUUCAAAAUGGAACGCAUUUUUAAGAACAUCUCAUCAUACAUGACCUUGAAAGACAAAUUCUGGAAUAUUUAACAACAUUUGAUUUUCCCCUUGAAGUUGGGGGAGAGAGACUCUUUCCUUUAGUAGUGUUGAGAGGCUGUCGUCUGAAAUGUCACCUAUAUUAAAUUCAGCAUCAAAUUUCAGAAUGUUUUAGCAUGUCUGCUCUCUGGACACCAAAUCACAGUUCAGAGAUGUGUUCUAUUAGAACAUUUGACUGUUUACACUUUAGUAAGGAAAACUGUAUACAAAUAAUCAGCCAAGAUUACAAAAGCCAAGAUGCUUACUUAGCUUUCAUUUUCUUUCUUCAGCAUUAUAACAUAAAUGCCAGGCAGAUAUUUCAUUAGUGCAGAUGUGUGAGUGAUGACAUUUUUUCACAACUGCUAUCUAAAUCAUUUCUCAAUCCAAAGUAACAUGUGCUUUGAUCAAGUGUAAUAUAAAUGCUCUCUCUUUGUUAAUUUGGAGCAUCAGAUUUGGGCGCCUCACAUGUCACUUCCUCCCCGAACCUCUGACGGACUCGUAUAGAUUAGAGGUGUGUGUGCUGUUGUAUUCAUGUGUGUAGAUGUGUGUGUAUGUGUGUUACAGUUGUGGUACAGAGUGCAUUCUCAGGUCAAAGGAGAGGUAUGCAGAUUCAAAGAUAGCACACCUCUGUAACACACACACACACAUGUAUUACCAGAUCUAUACACACGUGCAAAAAAAGAAACUCAAUGACGUGCACAUACCAAUUCAUAUCACCCUCAGAGCUGUUUAAAUGUAAUAUUGUGAAAUUUGAACCUGUAUUAGGUUGUGGCUAUUCUUGGUAAUAUGUUAACGUAAUAUUAAUGUAAACAGUAUAUAUAAACAUUAUAUCUAUUUUUGGAAUAAAUCCAAUGUAUGGGAAGGCGAUUGAUUUGCAGGUUGCAACGUAUGUAUAGUAUGUGUGUAUGUUGUACUGUUGAAAUGAGGCAAUAAUGAUGUCUGUGUUUCGGUUGAAGCCCCAGCAUCAGUUCCUGUUCCUCUGAUAAAUGCUUCCUACAUGGAGGUUUGGGAGUGUGUGUGAAUGUGUGUCGGUACUCUGCUGUACAGUAUGUAUUAUUGACUUAAAGGAUAUUUCCGGUUUAUUAGAACUUGGGCUUCUUUUCAUUCAUCAGUUGAGCAAUCGUGAUGAGAACAAAGAACAGUGGUUACAUUUAAAAUAAUGCCAUAACCACUGCUUCACCAUUUAUCACAUAAUGUGUGUGUGUGUAUAACAUUUCCUAUGUAAUGAGGGAUUGUUAUCAACCAUAGCUGAACAAAUGUGAAAGUAAACAAUAAAAUACUUGUCAGAUUAAUCAAUAUGAAAAUAAUGGCCAUACCAACAUGAGCAAAUAUGCGUGUUUGCCUCAAAAUAAAGUUGUUCAGGUAAUCUGACUUUACUGUAGGCUUGUUUAAAGUCAGUUUGAUCAUGUUAUUCACAUUUGUUGAGUGCAAUGUAUAUCAUAACAGAUAAACAUCAUGGCGAAAUACGACACAAACAGAACCCAAGUUGUAAUAAACUUUUUUCUUUAAGUGUGCCAGACAGUCAUGCUUUAUCUUUCUCCUCGUCUCUCUCUUUCUCAGGGCAGGAGUUGAAUUUAAUUGCAUAUAUGCCUGAAACUAUUUGCAUAGAUUGUUGUAUUUAUUUUAAAAAGCACUUUUUUCAAGAAGCACUUUUGGUUUGGUGGUGCACAUUAUUCCCCACUUAAAGGAGGUGGGAAUGUUUGACUUGACGAGUGAAUUCUGUAGAUACUUCAGUAGUUUUUCUUCAAUGCUUUCUGCCAAAGUGUGUCUUCCCACCAGUGGAACAGCUGGGUUUAAUAUCUGUGAAGUAGCCUCCUUUCUUGCAAUGGUGUCACAGUUCUAGAUUUAUCUGAAGCCGUCUUUGUUUCAUCCCUCUCUCAUGCUGUUUUACUCAUGUGAUGAAGAUUUUAGGCGGUUAGGAGAGGAUUCCACAUGCCGCAGAAAGACUUUGAAGAUUUAUCUUAGUUAUUAUGCUUUUAUCCAUUCAGCACUGUGAGCUGUUUGAGUGGAGCUGCACUGAGAGCAAGCAUUUCUUUACGUCAGGGUUAGAGGAGAGAAACAGGGCUGUUUUUGGUCAGGGUGUGUACAGGGUCAGAAUAUGCCAUCCCGUCUUCUCCCAACCUAGCACUGCGUCUGACCCUUACCUUUGUGUGUUUCGCUGUGUGAGUGUGGUGUGUGUGCAGUGUAGCUACGGGUGUGGUGUUAUGUUAUGCAUAAUGGCAUUAGGUACAACACAGUCAUCUUUAAAUGCCGUUUAGUUUGCACAUUCAUUCAUACAUUGGGUAUUACAGUGGAGGCCCAAAACUUAAGGAGACAAUGGGUGUUAAAUUGUUACUUCAUUGCAUUGUCUGUCAUUUAGCCUGAGGUGAAAUGUAAAGUCUUUCUCACAUUAAAGCCGAUUACAUCUGUGUGGUAUGGGGAGGAUGGUGCGAAAGGCAGCCGUGUUGUAAAUUACUUUUCUUUGUAAAGUGGACUGAUGCUGGUGUUUUCUUUUUUCUUUUCUUUUUUUAGGGAGUAUUGUGUCUGUGUCCUGUUGUCAAUUUAGCUUGUACAUUCAGAUAUGAACCUAAUAAAUAUGUCAGACCAAGAAGAA
Molecule: messenger RNA, 6175 nt
Organism: Trematomus bernacchii (emerald rockcod)
Lineage: Eukaryota; Metazoa; Chordata; Actinopteri; Perciformes; Nototheniidae
Gene: ppp6r2b
Product: protein phosphatase 6, regulatory subunit 2b
Exons: 25
Coding region: 473-3226 (917 amino acids)
Cellular component (GO): nucleus; cytosol
Molecular function (GO): protein phosphatase binding; protein phosphatase regulator activity
Source: RefSeq, a predicted model, not a curated record